AUGAGAGUGCCAGAAGAGGCGGUGUCCCUUGGGGGGUGCCACUUUGUGAGGCUUAGCUACGGUCGAAAGCCGGCAAUUUACUCGUCAACGCGGCAGUUUGGCUCGAGCCCACCUUGCUCAGUGCUGGACACCAACUACGAAAUACGCUUCUCGGACAAGCACGUUCUCAGUGGCAACUCCGUGCUCCUGCAGUGUCCUAUACCCAGUCAUCUGACUGACCACGUGUUCGUGACAUCUUGGCAGAGGGUCGACGGCUACGUCAUCACUAAAAAUACUCAUGGAGACGAAUACUUGGUGACGAGCGAUGGGCAGCUGUACAUCCGAGAGGCCCGAGACUCAGAGGAACUCCUACGAUACCGCUGUCACACGGAAAACACCCUCACUCGUAGGAAGAAGACCAGCAUGAACUUCGUCCGCCUGCUUCUUAGAGAGCCUGUGGCGAUGCAGAUGCCAUCUAUCGUGCACCGCAGUAGCCGUGUGCUCAGCGAUCCUGGCCAGCCAGCCGAGUUGCUGUGCGCUGCCGAGGGGUUUCCAGUGCCAUCUUAUAGCUGGUACAAGCGCGAUGGUCAGCGGAUGCUGCCCGUGGAGUCCGGGCCCCGCGUGCGCCAGGUGGCAGGCAUUCUACAGUUUCGAGAAGUCGAAUCCAGUGACGGAGGCUCCUACGUUUGCGUCGUGUCUAACAGCGUCGGCGACGCCCAGGUCGACCUGGAACUUGUCGUCACACGUGAGUAUCUUGCAUGA
Rhipicephalus microplus (southern cattle tick) is the source of this 741-nucleotide messenger RNA. RefSeq names its product cell adhesion molecule Dscam1-like. Gene Ontology annotation, molecular function: protein binding. NCBI's taxonomy places the organism in Eukaryota, Metazoa, Arthropoda, Arachnida, Ixodida, Ixodidae. The record is from RefSeq and is a predicted model, not a curated record. Gene Ontology annotation, biological process: cell-cell adhesion.